This is a messenger RNA of Trypanosoma grayi, 1422 nucleotides long. RefSeq names its product putative leucine-rich repeat protein (LRRP). Gene Ontology annotation, molecular function: protein binding. The coding region runs from base 1 to 1422 and encodes 473 amino acids. NCBI's taxonomy places the organism in Eukaryota, Euglenozoa, Kinetoplastea, Trypanosomatida, Trypanosomatidae. The record is from RefSeq and is a predicted model, not a curated record. The transcript has a single exon. Gene Ontology annotation, cellular component: cytoplasm.
AUGCUCACAGGCUGGCCAGAUGAGGGUAAGACCAGCAACAGCAGCGAAAACGACGAUGAUGAUGACGACAGCAACAACAACUGCACAGAUGAAGGUGCCAUUCUCUUGCGCACCGAUUCCUCGGAGUUUACUUCAGCUGAGCUCGAGGCGCUGUACCGAAUCAACGUGGGUGACGACGGUCCACCGCCAGUGGAGGGCCGUGGCGGCAGCAGCAACGAUAACAGCAAGAGCAAUACAAGCAAGGCGCGAGGCUUCUCAGCGGGCGGGAGCCGGCAGCGCGGCGUCACGCUACGGCAGAUUCUUCCACGCGAAGGGCUCGUGGGCGGCACCGACAGCAUGGCAGACGCGGUGCUUGCGACCACGACGCUGCACGUGGAGGAUCGCGGGCUCCACGACACCACUCUGCUGGAGUGUUUCUUAAAUAUUACACAUCUCUACCUACAGCACAACGACAUCGUCUCACUCGACGGCGUCGCGUUGCUCACGCAGCUCACUGUCCUCGUUGUGCACCAUAACGCCGUGGAGACGCUGCGGCCACUCGCGGGUCUCGGCGCACUGCGCUUUUUGGACGCACGUGAGAACGCCAUCGCAGUGUUGGACCCAGCGUUAGACCUGCCGCGAGAGUCGCUGCAGUACCUUGCGCUGCUCGGCAAUCCGUGCUGCGGCGCCACGGCGGCUUCCGAGGAAGGGCGCGAGGCGUACCGGCAGCGAAUCAUUGCAUGCUGUCCACGCCUCGAGAUGCUCGACGAUGUGCGGUGCCAGCCGUCGUCCUCCACUUCUUCUUGCGGAAGCGACGAGGAGAAAGGGGAGGAGGCGGAAGAAAAGAGGCUGCGGACGCCACCGCCACCGCUGCCAGUGGCCAAUGAGGAGCGACGUAGCAGUGGUGGCUGCAUUGCUCGCUCACGUCUGAGGCGGUCAGUGGCGAUGAGUAAACCGCUAUCGCUAUCGCCACCGCGCCCCGCAUCGGUGGAGCAGCAACACGCCACCGCAACGGAUCGCUUGUGCCAGCAGUUCCAGCACCGUUCUGGCAGCAUUCGACAGAUUGCGAAGGAGCAUGCUUUGUGGGUUGCAGACGAGGAGGGCCAAACCGGGUGGGUCGGCGACAGUACCAACGGCGGCAGUGAGGCAACGGGUGACUCUGGCCAGCUGCCACCCACACUGGCGCAGGAACGGCGGACGAAGACGCGCCUCUAUGCUGACAUUCAUUUCGCCCUGGAAACGGACAACGCCAGGGCGCAGCAACUGCUAGGGGGUGUGUGGGAGGACGUGGACAAGGUCCUUCGCACGAGAAAGGCGUUGGUUAAUCACCGGCGCGAACGUAUGGAGUCGCAGCGGCAGCAGCACUCCAGCGCCUACGCGGAGAGUAUCGCCCUGCUGCAGAAGGAAAAUCACACGAAGGACUUGGAAAAGUACCGCAAGUGA